GUGAUGUGUGUGUGUUACUGAAAAUGGCCGUGUACGUGCGGGUCCGUCUAGUUUACUGAUUUCAUGCACGAUAUUUUUCACAUUCUUUUGAAUACUCGGAUUUUGGACAGUGGAUCUAUUUGAUGAUACGUGCAGUUAAUGAGAACGUGGAAUCGAAAGAUUUUGGUGGAUUAUCGAUGAUACAUGUAAGUCGAGACGAAGUGUGCCUGUUUCGUGAACGGUGGAUCACGAAAAGAGAAGCUUGAUAUAUUAGAGGUGGAAAUAUAAAACUAUCAAUGAUGGGUUUCGUUUUUUGUAUUUGUGUUAUUAUUUAUUUAAACAAUAUAUUUGCUAAUUGAUUAUAUGUUGUCAAGAUGUGGGAGAGGUUUGAUAUAAUUCCCUGGUAUAAAGCAGGGAUAUAAGCAAAAUAUAUCUUUUAGAAUGUUUUCUAUUCUAAUAGAAAAUAUAUUAAAAUAAUGAAAAUUAUGCAAAUGCAUACAUAAGAGGAAAAUAAUUUUGUGCACAUUAUAAUAAUUUCAUAUAACAAUGAAUUAUUUAAGUGUUGUAUAAGAUUUAUAUUUAACUUCCACAUAAGGUAUAUAUUUGUUGUUAAAUGAUAAAUAUUAUUGAGUUUUAUGACAUAAUGUAAUAGAAGUAUAACUUUUAUACAUGCAAAUAUAUUAAAUAAGAAUUGCAAAAAUGUCAUUCUUAUCAAAUUUAAAAAAAGCAUUCCACUUUGGUGGAAAUGAUGCGAAGAAAAAGAAAUUGUACAAUAAUAUUAAAAUGGAUUGCAAUCCAGAAGAAUUCUGGGAAAUGAUAGGUGAACUAGGAGACGGGGCAUUUGGAAAAGUUUAUAAGGCACAGCAUAGACAAACUCAUCAGCUUGCUGCUGCAAAAAUGUGUGCAUUGGAAGGAGAAGAUGAUCUUAGUGAUUUUAUGAUCGAAAUAGAUAUUUUAUCAGAGUGUAAACAUCCAAAUGUUGUUGAAUUACAUGAAGCAUAUUUUAUUGAGAGCAAACUAUGGAUGUUAAUAGAAUAUUGUGAUGGUGGUGCUGUUGAUUCUAUAAUGGUUGAAUUGGCAAAAGCUUUAACGGAACCACAAAUAGCUUAUAUAUGUCAACAUAUGACCAAAGGUCUUGCAUUUUUACACAAAUCUAAAGUUAUUCAUAGGGACUUGAAGGCAGGAAAUGUUUUAUUAACAAUGGCAGGAGGAGUAAAGUUAGCUGACUUUGGAGUAUCUGCAAAAAAUAAGCAUACUUUACAAAAACACGACACAUUUAUUGGAACACCAUAUUGGAUGGCUCCAGAAGUAGUGUUAUGUGAGACAUUUAGAGAUAAUCCUUAUGAUUUUAAAGUAGACAUUUGGUCGCUUGGUAUUACCUUAAUAGAAUUUGCGCAAAUGGAACCACCAAAUCAUGAAAUGUCUCCAAUGCGCGUUCUUCUUAAAAUACAAAAAAGCGAUCCACCAAAACUUGAUCAACCUGGAAAAUGGAGCAAAGAUUUUAAUGAUUUUAUUGCAAAAGCUCUUAUAAAAGAUCCAACAUCACGACCUACAGCUGAUGAAUUGUUGAAACAUUCGUUCAUAAAUCGUAAUUUGGAUUCAAAACCGAUCAGAGAUUUAUUAUUGGAAUAUAAAGCUGAUGUUGUUGAGGAGGAAUUGGUCGAUGAAGAAACAGAGGAGCAGCGCACAUCUCAGCUUCGUCUGGAACUGGAUCAACUCGGAGAUGACUCUGCGUCUAUGCGCAGUGACGCUGAUGUUCAGAUUUCUGAAAAAGAAAAUCUUAUUGCAUCACCUGUGUCAGCGAAAAAGGAAGAAAGCCAUAAACGAGAGAUUAAUAGAGAUGGUGAAAAGGAGGAUAGAAACAAGAAAUUACGUAAAGCAGAAUCAAAAGACAAUAUACUUGUUUCUGCUGAGAAAAAACAAGCACCUAAACCUCCUAGUACAAACGAAACGAAUGAACGUAGAGUAUCUCGAGAAAAAGGACCUGCGCCUCCUCCACCGCUUAUGCGUCAAAAUAGUAAAAUUGAUGAUAAAGAAAAUAAUUUAAAGAAUACAGAUAAACAAAGUGACGUAGAAGUAUUAAACGAAUGCAAGAUUACUGAUAAACAGCAAAGAGAUAAAAAUGAAUUGUCUCAGUUAGAUCAAGAAAUGGUAGGCAAGGGGCAAACAAACGUAGACACGGUUUCCGAAAAAACAAAUGUACUAGCUAGCUUAGAAAAGAUUGUAUCAGAGAAUAAUGAAAGGGAAAAGAAUAAAAUAGAUGAUAUGAACAGAAGUAAUAUCAGGCAAAGAUCUGUAAAUGAUAGGACAAACUUAUCAUCGAGAACACAAUUGUCAUUAGAAGAGAAACGGAAAUCGGCACCAGUUAAAUUAGAAUUGGUUGAAGACUGGACGAAACCAAUAUUUAACAAACAAUCGUCUUUAGAAGAAAAGAACAGAAUUGAAAAGAAAACACCAAUUGAUAUACAAAUUAAAAGACAAUCUUCAGGAGAAGAAAAUUACAAGAGUUUACAAGAAAAACGAAAAUCUGUAGAGCAAAAAUUAAAUGCAGUUUUAGAGAAACGAUUUUCAAUGGAUACUGAAAUGCAUAUGAGUGUUUCUUCUAUAGGGACAUUAUCUCAACGAGAAACUUUAAUUACAAGCGCCGAAAAGAAUAUUAUUAAAGCUUGUUCUACUGAAGAUGUUAAAACUGAUUAUGGAAUGUCUAAAUCAGAAUCUGUUGUUAAAAGUCAUAGCGAAGGAUCUUCUAGACAUGUUUCUUUAGAAAACUUUUCCGAUGAAUUUGACGGAAAACGGGAUAACAAAUGUCGAAAUAAAGAAAAUGCAAUAAGUAACAGCGAUAGCGUAAACUCUGAGGGAAAAGAUUCUUCCGUAAAUGUAUCAGUAAUCACAUCAACUCCCAUUAAAUAUGCUUUGAGAAGAGAUAGUGCUGACAAUGUAGUCGUCAUUACUGGUAAACCUGACCAAGAAGUACGUCCGAACACAUCAACCGUCCGAAUCACAGCAGAUAGUCCAGAUUUAUCGAAUAGUCUAGCGAGCAACGUUAGUCAAGUAACUGUUGUAACAACACAUCCUCCGGUUCUUGUCGAUGCUGUAUCACUGGCAGCGAAUUCUUCUUGUCGUCAACCACCAACAUCGGAAGUUGUUAUUGUUGCGAAUGAAUUGAAUAAAACACAAGUGAAUGAAAGCUCAACCGAUGACGAUGGAUUUACUAGUUUAGAUAGUUUAGAGUAUAUGCCUCAGGAGCAACCGAUAAUUCUCACAGAUGUCUCUAAAAGAGUUGGCAAAAAGCUAGACGAAUCCGAAGUCCUCAUUGUAAGUCCGAUCGUAGACGAAUUACAGGAUACUAGUCAUGUUUCUGUUGUUACUGUCGGUGAUGAUAAGGAACAGGUGAAAGAUUCUUCAAUAAUUAAUAAACAAGAAGCCGUACGAACUUCUUCUUCUCACAGUGACGCAAGUUUAAUUGAAAUGUCGAGUACAAAAAGCGAUAGCGGGGAUGAAAUUAACAAAAUGAUAGUCGCCGGGACGACUAUAGAAUCCAUAGAUGAUGUGGAGAGAAAUUCGAAAAAAAUGAAUGGUUUAUUAAAGAACGAUAAAUCUACAAUUGUCGGCCGUAUCGAUGAAAAAAUGUUAAAAACGCUUAAACAAAAAGAAGUGAAUAAAGGAUACAAAGAAAAAAGAGUAUCUCCAGACAGCUUCGAAGGAUCUAGAUCUCAGAGUGAAUCUGGAUCGACAAGGUCGCAUACGCCUAGUAAAAGCAUAGAUCGUUCUGAUGCUGAAUCAAUUUCUACUACGAUAAGUCAGGAUAGCAGGGAAUCUAGCAAGGAAAAUCAUUUAAGUCAGGGGCAAUCCACAGAAGUAGACGAGGAAGUAGUAUUGCGACGAAAGCCUGAUUACAAUCGUGACAUACCACGACCAACAAGAACGAAAGAGGACAUUCAAAUGAUGAAUUUGAAGAAAAAGACAAGAAAACGAACUAGAAAAUUUGAGAUCGAUGGUGUUGUAGUUACCACGACAACGUCAAAGGUAAUUUAUGGCGAUGAUGAAAAUGGUAAAGUUUACGAUGACCAAAUCUUUAGGAAGCAAGAGUUAAGGGAAUUAAAAAUGCUGCAGAAAAUGGAGCAGAAACAGUUUCAAGAUUUAUCACAGAAGGCACAGUUCAAUAAAGACCAACAAGAGAAGCGUUUUGAGCAAGAAAGACAACUUUUGGAAAGAACUGCUGAAACUGACCUCGAGACACUUGCUCGACAGCAGAGACAACAGAUCGAACGAGCGGAAGCACAGCAGGAGGCUGAUCUCAGGCUUGCUUCAAAAAAGAUUCGUAGUGAGCAAGAAAGAGAAUUGAAACAGUUCCGUGAAGGAUUGAAACAGGAACUAAAAUUACUUAAACAAGAGGUAGAUUUAAUGCCGAAAGAUAAGAGGAAGAGUGCAUUUAAGAUACGCAAAGAAAAAUUGGAGGCCGAACACGAAGAAAGAGAGAAACACUUUUUAGAUAAGCUCAAUGAAAGUCAUGAACUAUUGUUGAGAAGAUUGUCUGAUAGUCAUCGUGAAAAAAUUGCGUUAAUGGAAAGACAAUUUUUGCAGCAGAAACAACAAUUGAUGAGAGCUCGAGAAGCAUCUAUUUGGGAGCAAGAAGAACGGCACAUUCAUGAAAAGCAACAAUUGUUGAAAAAACAGUUGAAGGAUAUUUUCUUUUUGCAAAGACAUCAAAUGCUGAUACGUCACGAAAAGGAAUUGGAACAAAUGAAGAGAAUGAAUCAACGAAAGGAGGAGGAAUUGAUUAAACGACAAACGGUGGAACGUAGAAAUUUGCCGAAAAGAAUUCGCAACGAGAUGAAGGCACGCGAAAUGAUGUUCAGAGAAUCUAUGAGGAUUUCCAUGUCGUCUGUUAUCGCGCCAGAUCCUGAUGCUGAAAGAGAGAAAUUAAAGAAGUUUCAAGAGAACGAGAAGAAACGAUAUAGAGCCGAACAGCAAAGAUUUGAACUAAAGCAUUCGCGUCAACUAGAAGAGGUAAGAGCGCAAAGCGAUGCCACAAUCAAAGAAUUGGAACAAUUGCAGAACGAAAAGAGGAAGAUGUUGAUGGAACACGAAACAUUGAAACUAAAAGAAUUGGAAGAGGCAUACAGUAAAGAGCUUCGUGAAUGGAAAGCCCAACUCAAGCCACGAAAGCAGAAGUUAGAGGCUGAGCUGACGGCUGAAAUGGAAGUAUUGGAAGUUCAUUACCGAGACUAUUUGCCCUCGAGUCGUAGUGGUUUCUCUUCUCCCCCUUUAUUUGUAGAUUAUUCUCUCUUUAAUUUUGAAAGUUGGAAGAAAUCUCCGCGUUUGCCCCGCUCAACUCCAACAUCUCCUUCCCCAUUUACCAUUCCACGGGUGUCUCUAAGAAUUGGUGGUUCGGACACCGGUUCCAUUAAUGGCAUGCUACCACGAAGUCAAUCCAAACCAGACCUGACACCAUCUCCGUCUCGUAGAUAGUAUUCCGAAUAUUCUGUUGUGUCUCCUUCCAAAUGUUUUCGUUGUUCGUUGAGAGAAGUUUCGAAAUAAACUUAUAACUUAUCGUAAUCCGUUCAUUUAUUUGAUGUCUUUUUUUAAUUAACAUUUAUCUCAGAAGACAAAUUUCUCAUUUAAUAUUUUUUCAGCUACUUUCUUACUAUUUAUUUUUUAUUUCGAAGUUUCUCUUAUUUAAUUAUGCUUUGUGCAUUUAAGGGUAACAUGCCCGCUUUACUCACCAUUGCUUCCAUUAUUUCGCAAUAUUUAUCGUUUGUUUAAAUACUGUAUACAUUUAUUACUGUAUAUGUAUAUACGUAUACGUAUACGUAUACGUAUGAGUUUGUCUCUCCCCUGCCCACAUAUAUACAUAUGUACAUUUAAUAUAUUUUUGCGUAACCAAUUUUAAGAAAAAAAAUAUAUAUAUGUUAUUUGGGCUUAUAGUUAAUAACAUUUGAAUGAUAAAGUAAUCAGUAUAAUUAAUUUAUAACAUGAGUUUUGUUCGCGAUUCUUGAAAAAAGAUCAACAAACACGUUUUUGCCAAUUGAUAAGAGCUUGUUAUUAUUAACUGUUAGAUAAAGUGUAUAGCUAUAUUUUUCUAAGCUAUAAUUGAAAUAUUAAAAAAUAAGUUUAAAUUAUGAUGUCGUAGAUUUAUUGUCCAUAUGGAAAGUAUUUCGUGAAAUUUUUCAUCACAGAUAAGGAAAGUACCACAGGAUAUCAAUUUGACAAUCAUUAAUAUUGAUAGAAUAUUAACAAGCCAAUUAUUAAUAUAUAUUUUUAGCGAAAUAGAUUGGUACAUAUUUUACACAGAUUCUAUAUUUAAUUAUAGACAUUUAUCGUAUUGUAUUAUCGAUAAUACAUGUAAGUGCCGUGUUUCGAUAGCAGCUUUUCGAUGGUUAUUAAAUAAAAUCAUAACAGGGUGAAUCGGUGAUAAUUAUGGGCUAUAUGUUGUAUACUUACCGGACGUAGUAAAAUGUGCGGUAAAUGCUUAUACACAUCAAGGGUUCUCAUAUAAGUGUUUCCAAUGUAUAUGUUAGAUUAUGUUGUUCCCACUUUUAUUACGUACCUCUUUCAUUAAGAAUCCAACAUACAACAUGUCGGGAAAGAGAUUCCACGACUGGAUAUCAGAACGAUCUACUAGGUAAUAAA
Frieseomelitta varia is the source of this 6612-nucleotide messenger RNA. RefSeq names its product serine/threonine-protein kinase 10 (gene Slik). The coding region runs from base 679 to 5451 and encodes 1590 amino acids. NCBI's taxonomy places the organism in Eukaryota, Metazoa, Arthropoda, Insecta, Hymenoptera, Apidae. The record is from RefSeq and is a predicted model, not a curated record. The transcript is spliced from 12 exons. Gene Ontology annotation, biological process: protein phosphorylation. Gene Ontology annotation, molecular function: ATP binding; protein serine/threonine kinase activity.